AUGGCCGACCAAAGCGAUGUUGAUCUGGACUCUAUCAUCGAUAGAUUGCUAGAGGUGCGAGGCAGCAGGCCUGGGAAACAAGUCCAGCUCUUGGAAUCCGAGAUUCGCCACUUAUGCACCAAGGCCCGAGAAAUCUUCAUCUCACAGCCCAUCUUACUGGAACUCGAGGCGCCGAUCAAGAUCUGCGGUGAUAUUCACGGCCAAUACUACGACCUCUUGCGUCUCUUCGAGUACGGCGGUUUCCCCCCCGAAGCAAACUAUCUGUUCCUCGGCGAUUACGUCGACCGUGGCAAACAAUCGCUCGAGACCAUUUGCUUGUUGCUGGCGUACAAGAUCAAGUACCCGGAAAACUUCUUCAUCCUCCGUGGCAACCACGAGUGCGCAUCGAUCAACCGUAUCUACGGUUUCUAUGACGAAUGCAAGCGCCGCUACAACAUCAAGUUGUGGAAAACAUUCACAGACUGCUUCAACUGCCUGCCGAUUGCCGCCAUAAUCGACGAGAAGAUCUUCACCAUGCACGGAGGUCUCAGCCCUGAUCUCAAUUCGAUGGAGCAGAUUCGCCGGGUCAUGCGCCCUACUGAUAUUCCCGACUGCGGUUUACUCUGUGAUUUGUUGUGGUCUGAUCCCGACAAGGACAUCACCGGAUGGAGCGAGAACGACCGAGGUGUAUCAUUCACAUUCGGGCCCGACGUGGUGUCGCGGUUUUUGCAGAAACAUGACAUGGACCUCAUCUGUCGCGCUCAUCAGGUCGUCGAAGAUGGCUACGAAUUUUUCUCGAAACGGCAAUUGGUCACGCUUUUCAGCGCACCGAACUACUGUGGAGAGUUUGACAAUGCUGGAGCGAUGAUGAGUGUUGACGAGAGUCUACUCUGCUCAUUCCAGAUCUUGAAACCAGCCGAGAAAAAACAAAAGUACGUCCACGGGGGUAUAGGCAGUGGCAGACCCAUCACUCCUCCGCGAAAGCAGAAGAAGUAA
Molecule: messenger RNA, 975 nt
Organism: Talaromyces rugulosus
Lineage: Eukaryota; Fungi; Ascomycota; Eurotiomycetes; Eurotiales; Trichocomaceae
Exons: 4
Coding region: 1-975 (324 amino acids)
Cellular component (GO): nucleus; cytoplasm
Molecular function (GO): protein serine/threonine phosphatase activity
Source: RefSeq, a predicted model, not a curated record